AUGGCUUUACUUUAUCGUCAGACGAGUAUACAUGGAUAUUUAAAGGAAGAUAUGUCACCAGAAGAAUUCUGGUUCAAACUUACAUUGACUGUUGUAUUGGUCCUUGUAGGUGGAUUGUUUGCUGGCUUAACGCUUGGCUUAAUGAGCUUGGAUGAAACAAAUCUUCAUAUAUUGGCCACUUCUGGUGAUGCUAAACAGAGAAAGUACGCUGCACGCAUUCAGCCAAUUCGCAAAAAUGGACAUCUGCUGCUCGUUACACUUCUCUUGGCUAAUGUCGUCGUCAAUGAAACAUUGCCUAUUAUAAUGGAUGAUUUAAUCGGUGGAGGUUUAAUUGCCAUUCUGAUAUCGAGUGCUCUUAUUGUCAUAUUUGGAGAAAUCAUACCGCAGAGCAUAUGUUCUAGAUUUGGGCUAGCUGUUGGUGCAUUUUUUGCUUGGCCUGUUAAAAUCUUUAUUUGGAUAUGUUUUCCUGUUGCAUAUCCAAUAGCCUGCUUAUUGGACUAUCUGCUGGAACUCAAAGAGUUAAUUCAAUAUCAUGAGACAUCAACUGAACGUGGAGGCGAUCUUGUGUCGGAUACUGUGACAAUAAUACAAGGGGCACUUGACUUGCAGGAGAAGACGGUCGAAGCUGCAAUGACACCGAUAUCAGAAGCGUUCAUGAUGCCACAUGAUGCCGUCAUUGACAGGAAAACUAUGGAAGAGAUUGCAAUUAGAGGUCAUUCAAGGAUUCCCGUAUAUAAAGGAUGGAGGGAAAACAUCAUCGGAGUCUUGUUGGUAAAGUCUUUUCUGCUUUACAAUCCUGAUGAAGGCAGGCCUCUUAAUAGAUUUUCGAUAUAUCCAGUUCCACGUGUGAGAGCUGACGUUCCGUCGUUUGACAUGCUAAAUACGUUCCAAGAAGGACGGAGUCACAUGGCGAUCGUCACAUCCACUGAUAAUGGUGAACCCAUUGGCAUUAUCACACUCGAAGAUGUGUUGGAAGAAUUAAUUCAGGAGGAAAUAUACGAUGAAACAGACGUACGCGCUGGGCUGGCAAUUCCAUUGGCUAGUGGUGACCAAGUUAUUCUGGCAUCAAAGAGACGAAGAGCAUCUGCUGACCAACAUAUUGUGGUAACGUGCGACGACGGAUCUAACGUACCCAGGAGAAAUAGGUUCAAGAGUAGACCGGCACCUCCAAGAUCAAGGACAGACCCUGGGUAUGCUAGCAACAACGGAAAUCAGCCGGCGGCACAGCCGGGGGAAGCAAUGCUAGCAACUAGCCCGGGAGCACUAAUCGAUUGGGGCAAUGGUCAGGCGUAUCAAGGCAAUGGUCAGGCGUAUCAAGGCAAUGGUCAGGAGAAUCAAGGCAAUGGUCAGGAGUAUCACGCGAGAGAAGAAGUUUUAAGUGAGCCAGAUUUACGUGAUUAA
Messenger RNA from Paraglomus occultum, 1401 nucleotides. The record is from the annotation of a GenBank genome assembly. NCBI's taxonomy places the organism in Eukaryota, Fungi, Glomeromycota, Glomeromycetes, Paraglomerales, Paraglomeraceae.